Ornithodoros turicata is the source of this 2703-nucleotide messenger RNA. RefSeq lists its product as uncharacterized. Gene Ontology annotation, biological process: protein processing. The transcript has 5 exons. Gene Ontology annotation, cellular component: plasma membrane. Bases 105 to 2510 code for a protein of 801 amino acids. Gene Ontology annotation, molecular function: metalloendopeptidase activity. The record is from RefSeq and is a predicted model, not a curated record. NCBI's taxonomy places the organism in Eukaryota, Metazoa, Arthropoda, Arachnida, Ixodida, Argasidae.
GCACGUGCACGGAAUGUUGAAUCUUUUCAUUGGACGAAGAAGAAGAAGAAUGUUGCCAUUGCGUACGGCAGGUUAGAACCAUUAGGGCGUUCAUCGCUUUCAUUAUGACCUCUAUGUUGGAACAAGGAAAGCGGCGCGCCGCCAAGGACUCAGGGGUUAACAUCCGACAAAAGUCCUCCACUUCGCUGUUCCAAUACGCUGCGUCAGCACCACCAGAGAACCAGGACAGCCCUUCGCCACGUUACGGCAGAACAUCACCAACCCAGUCGCCAAAAAGCGUCCCGUUCCCACGCACUGUCAAGAAGCCACCAUCUGAUACAGCUAAAGACAGUCGUUUACCUCAACACGAGAAGCGCGCCCGAUCGCCUCAUGCGCAAAAAGGCAGCCCUUCACCUCGCCUCUCCGGAAAACACACGUCGCGCUCACCUAAAGACAGCCCUUCACCUUUUCGUUUCAAGGAUGCCGGGACGCCGAGUCCGCAGCUGUUCAGCGGUUCCGCUUCACCGGCUCCAGGAACACCACGGGCAACGACACCAGAAUCGGCGUCCAAACUGGAGAGCAACGUCCCGCGCCCUACCUCCAGACGUUACCGAACGUGUGUCGUGGUCGCUGUCGUAUCGUGUAUCCUUCUUAGCAUUCCGCUGUACGCUCUGAUCGCCAGAAGCCUCGCCUCUUCCGAAGUAGAAGUCUGCAACACGAGCUCGUGCCACGCCUACGCGGGAAUCGUUAUGAUGACACUCAACUAUUCCCUGGACCCAUGCAAGAAUUUCUAUCGCCAUGUCUGCGACGGAUGGAGCAGGAGACGAAAAGCGCCUCCACGAAGGGCUCAGGUGGACACCUACAUUGAUCUGGUUAGGAAAUCUGCAAGUGGACAGGAGAUACCGGCUCCAACAAGCGGCCAGUCGGGAGAUCAAAAGGCAGUCGCUUUCUACAAGUCAUGUACAAACGUCGUACAAGGUGCCAAGGACGAACUACCCGAAGUCAAGAAGAUCCUAGCUAGAGUCAACUUGACUUGGCCGCACAUCUCCACCAGUGCCAACAUUAUCGAAGCUAUUUUUUACAUAAACCAUAAACUGGACAUUUCUCUGCUCCUCGAUGUCGAAGUACGUGCGAACUCCACCCAUGAGAUAGUUGCACUCUCCGCACCGUCAUACCUGCUGCAAGUCAUGAAGCGAAUAGAUGAACUUACUGCCUCCGACGAAUACGAAAAUUUCUUUACCGAUCUCUCGAAGCAUUUCGCUGCACCGGGAAAACCAAUUGUCACGUUCACCGAACAAAUUGAGCUCCAGACGCUGUUUUUCCAAGCAUUCCGCAACAUACUAGUUCGAAGCAGUGACUCGGCGACAAAGAGGCACUACAGCAUAGAAGGACUGGCCACUAUUACAACGUGGUCGGGAUAUUCCGAGCAGCGCUGGAUGACAGCGUUUCGCGAACAACUGGGCAUUCUUGGUAACAAAGCGAUAAAUAUCGAAUUCACUGAAAGCGGACACAAGAUUCUAAUGGCCAUUCUGUUUCACAAAGUGGGGCAGAGCAAAGUGCAAUUCAUGGCGGGUUACCUACUAGCUAUACGUGUCUCCGCGUUCGCCAAUUUCGAUCUCCUCGAAAAUUUGUACAGGGACAAGUGGGACAGAAGGGAAGCGGUCGCGGAAGAAAACUCUAAAUUCUGCUUCGGCGUAACGAUGAAAUACAUGGCGACCGGAUUCCUGUAUAGCCACUUUCGUACAUGGCCUACCGCGGCACAGCGACGAGACAUUUCAGAGAUCGCCUCAAACGUUGAACGUACCUUCAAGACCGGCCACCGUCUUGCGACCAACGUAAGCCUCGUUGCCUCCGUUACGAAAUUCGCAGACAUUCAUCGAGCGCUGGACGUAAACAAGACUUACGAACACUUUGAAACAAUGGGAAGCAAGUUCAUGAUCAAUCUACAGGCAGCGGUCAGAGCUUACAGGACGUCCCCCGGCGAAUAUAUCAGAAUAUCCGAUAUGGAUCUCUUUGGAAAUGACGUCGUCCUCUAUCGCAUGAACACAGCUACCAAUGACCUUUACUUCUAUCCUUACGCAUUCGUGCAGCCACUGUAUGACGUCGAUGGCCCCCUGGUGAGCAAAUACGCUGGUAUAGGUUCGGAGCUGAGCCUCGCCUACGCGAACCUUGUGCUGCGUAAUAAGGUUGCAGAAGGCAAUGUCUCUUGCAUGAUGAGAGCGAAUCCGAGAGUGAAAGAUCAAGCGCAGCUCGAGGACCUGUACAUUCGAACCGUGGCUUUGGAUAUCUCAUUGAAGAGCUGGAAGACAGCGGGUGCUAGUGCCAAGGAGAGAAGGCUGAGCGUUCCUCGUUUAACGAACGACCAGCUGUUCUUCGUCUUCCGUUGCUACCAUUUGUGCAGCAAUGUCAUGAAAUGGGAACAGGCGUGUAAUGUGCCCUUAAGAACUCGUCCUACGUUUAGCACUACGUUCGGGUGCCCGGACAGAACCUUCAUGAAAGCAGUUGAAGCUUGUCAGGCCCAGCAGUAUUGAAGGGCGGACGAGUAUGUAGUCCAAAGCGUGAUUUCUGCGAAGGACUAAGCCCAUGGGAAAAUUUAUGUUCUGCACCAAUUAAGGACCGAUGUGAAUGGGACGUCAGGACGUACUAUUUGCAAAUCACCACUUGCUUAGCUUAGUGUAUUCAUAAAUAGGAAUGUUCGAUAUUCUCAGCAAUACAAUAUGUUAA